Messenger RNA from Pelagomonas calceolata, 783 nucleotides. The record is from the annotation of a GenBank genome assembly. Lineage: Eukaryota; Pelagophyceae; Pelagomonadales; Pelagomonadaceae.
AGCACCGCUACAGCCGCUGGCACGCAAGGCGUGUCGGUAGACAAGAUGAUGAGGCGAGCGGCCGUUGCGCUGCUUUGCACGGGCGCCGCCGCGUUGAUGGCGCCCCCGGCGAGGCCUGCGAGGGCAACAGCGCUAGCUGCAAGCGCGACGGCCGACGUACCCGUCAAGACCUUCGAUGGAGGCGACGCGGGGACAGCUACGUUGAACCUGAAGGUGACCAAGGGCGAGAAGGACAUGUACGUCGUCCACCGCAAGUACGUGCUGGAGCGGCGCAACGCGCGAGCCGGCACGGCGUCCACCAAAACGAGAAGCGAAGUACGCGGCGGCGGCCGCAAGCCCUUCAAGCAAAAGGGCACGGGCCGGGCCCGCCAGGGCUCGAUCCGGUCUCCCUUAAAAGUCGGCGGCGGCGUCUCCUUCGGCCCGAAGCCCAAGGACUGGGCGAACAAGAAGAUGAACCGCAAGGAGGCGGAGCUCGCCAUCGGCAUCGCGAUCCAGAACAAAGCUUCUAGAGUGACCGUCGUCGACUCGAUCGCGGGGAAGUUCUCGGAGCCCAAAACGAAGAACGUCGUGUCCAUGCUCAGCGGUCUGGGCUUAGAUGCGGACGCCAAAACGGUGCUCGUCUACGACACGGAGGACGCGACCUUCGAGAAGAGCGCCGCGAACCUGCCGAACUGCGAGCUCCGCCUCCAGGACGAGAUCACGGUCUCGGACAUGCUCUGGGCGGACCAGGUCCUCAUGACGCAGCCGGCCUUCGACUGGGUCAACGAGCGCUACGGGGAGUAG